Didymella exigua CBS 183.55 is the source of this 1320-nucleotide messenger RNA. RefSeq lists its product as uncharacterized. The transcript has 2 exons. The record is from RefSeq and is a predicted model, not a curated record. The coding region runs from base 1 to 1320 and encodes 439 amino acids. NCBI's taxonomy places the organism in Eukaryota, Fungi, Ascomycota, Dothideomycetes, Pleosporales, Didymellaceae.
AUGAAGUCGCAACUCAUAUCCAAUCCUUUGGCUUCGAUCUUCAGCACUACAAGCUCGUUGUCGUCGACUCAAAUCGCUUCGCAAGACUAUCUCAUCGGUCUGCGUGGUAUCGUCGUUCUCCAGUCAUUCUUGUUCGUUUUCUUUCAGGUCUUCCUCCCGACCGCGGUCCCGGACUCGAACAACCAAGAUGGACCGCUCUACCAGAUGAUUCUCCGCAAGUCGUUCUCAGUCGUCUUCGUCAACGAGUCCUUGAUAUAUUCCUGGAUCAUCUUCCUCUCCGCGCGCACAAUCGCUCUGCCGUUCCUCAGCAACACGACCCGCGAAGUCUGUGCAUCCAGCAUCUUCCGCCGCGGUGUCAGGCUAUGGCUGCCAACGUUCGUCGCCUUUUCGAUCGCUGUUGCAGCUUUCACAGCCUCUGACACUAAGUACAUCACCGACUUCUUCACCCGUACCGGCAACGUCUCCGCCGAGACACCAAUGCGUAUGCGCAACUUCCUGGUGUACUUCAACUCACUGUUCGACAUCUUCUGGAUCAAUAAGCAGUACAGCGUUCAGGCUGCCAAUAAAGCCUUCCCGUCCGGUACAAUGUGGAUCGUUUCUGUACUAUUCCAGCAGAGCUACACAGUGUACAUGACCAUGAUAAUAGUGCCUUACACACGGCUGUCAUGGCAACUCAAGGCGCUGAUUUUCUUCAUCCUGACAGCGUUCUGGGUCCAAAGUUGGGCUUGGUACAGUGUGACUGGUCUCCUGGUCGCUGAUGCCGUGCUCAACAUGGAUCUCCAGGUCAAGUCGAGGACAGGUCUCAAGAUCCGGAAGUGCAGCAUACCGAUGUGGCCAUUGUAUGCAGCUUUCGUCUUUACGGGCAUCAUAUUGCAAUUUCUAUUCAUCUCUUGGAAGCCGAGCAUGCGCAACAACGAAAACCAUGGGCACACGGGCUUGUAUACUGAGGGCCUGCUCAACGAGGAGCAGGAUCUUGACCAGCCUCUGGCUCGCGUUGACAAUUACUUCUUCAUGCUGGGGGCGAUGCUGUUGAUCGAGACAUACGACAUGCCUCGGAGAUUACUGCGACUCAGUCCUUUAGUUGCACUUGGAAGGAGGAGUUUCAGUGUUUUCCUCGUACAGCCCACCAUUGUCUAUACUGUUGGCAUCAAGCUUUGGCUAGCGAUGGAUAAUGCGGGCAUGAAGAAUGCGUUGAGUACGUUUGUAAGCUUCCUUGCCUGCGCAUCUACAGUCGCGGUUACCUCAGAGGUCUUCUAUCGAGUUAUAGAUCUCCCGAGCAUUGCCGGGGCGAAGGCAAUUUGGUCUUUCAUGAUCAAAUAG